GAAAUUGUGAAAUUAAUUAAAUAUAUAUCUGAAAUCAAUUUGCCAGACCAAGUCCAUUUCUUGGAACAGCUAUUUAAUAUUGAUACUUUGAUUCCUGCUAUGCAAUUUUAUUACGCACACACCAUCAAGGAGAUAAGGUUUUCAGAAGACGUAAAUUUUAUCGAAACUUUUUUACACUUUCUAAUCGUGCGACAAGUCGAAGUCGGAACUGACAAAUGUAUAACUGAUCGUUUUAACGAGAUUACAUGGGACGUUGGGGAUAAGAAAUUACCUUUAUAUUAUUAUACCUUGCCUUUAACAAACAUUGAUGAAUGUAUUGCAGUAUUAUACCAUAUUGUGAAAUUGUUACUAAGUUUUCCAUAUAUCCCAAAAAUAUAUGGAGGAACUACGGAUUACUUAAAUGGUAUCCUGUUAAUGAUUUUAGUCAUUUUAGAGCGAUCAAGAAAACUACAAUUAUCAAGAAGAACAUAUUUAUUAAUACAAACGCUAAAGAAGCACUUACGUCUAUAUUGGUUCCGUAUUUUUACACAAUGUACUCGUAAACAUAUCGCUACUAUAUUCAAGAGUUUAAUACCAAAUGAUAUAAUGGCAGAGAACGUGUUUUUUGAAUAUUUGGUUAAUUGGGUAAAAUUAGAUUGCAAUAUGAUACCUGAGUUGCGUGAAAAAAUGCGAAAUGUUCUAAUUGCAUGUCGUGAAAUUCAUAAUUAAUUAGUGCUUUACCCAUGUAAUACAAAAAUAUA
Nylanderia fulva is the source of this 740-nucleotide messenger RNA. The record is from RefSeq and is a predicted model, not a curated record. NCBI's taxonomy places the organism in Eukaryota, Metazoa, Arthropoda, Insecta, Hymenoptera, Formicidae.